Messenger RNA from Rangifer tarandus platyrhynchus (Svalbard reindeer), 510 nucleotides. NCBI's taxonomy places the organism in Eukaryota, Metazoa, Chordata, Mammalia, Artiodactyla, Cervidae. The record is from the annotation of a GenBank genome assembly.
AUGGGCGCCUACAAGUACAUCGAGGAGCUGUGGAGGAAGAAGCAGUCGGACGUGAUGCGCUUCCUGCUGCGGGUGCGCUGCUGGCAGUACCGCCAGCUCUCGGCGCUGCACCGCGCCCCGCGCCCCACCAGGCCCGCCAAGGCGCGCAGGCUGGGCUACAAGGCCAAGCAAGGCUAUGCCAUAUACCGGGUCCGUUCGGUUGCGGAGGGGCGCGCUGGCAGCCACUGUGGGGCCCUGAGGGUCCUGAAUUCCUAUUGGGAUGGUGAAGAUGCUACAUACAAAUUCUUUGAGAUUAUCCUCAUUGAUCCAUUCCAUAAAGCCAUCAGAAGAAACCCUGACACCCAGUGGAUCACCAAACCAGUCCACAAGCACAGGGGGAUGCGGGGGCUGACGUCUGCAGGCAGAAAGAGCCGCGGCCGGGGCAAGGGCCACAAGUUCCACCACACUAUCGGCUCUCGUCGUGCGGCUUGGAGAAGGCGCAAUGCUCUCCAGCUCCACCGCUACCGCUAA